AUGUCGCUAACGAGCGUGAAAAUGUCGGAAGAAGUGUGGUUAAGUUGCCUCACUCAUGCAUUGUCCACUGAAACCGAAGAGAUUAUGGGUCUUCUUUUUGGGGACAUUCAGAAGAGGUCUGAUCGGCGAAAGGAUCGAGUGGAAACCGACCCUGAGCUCUUGGCCGCUGCAAUUGCCCUCGCUGAGCGAAUGACCAUAGCCACUGGAACUACGACAAGGGUAAUUGGUUGGUACCAUUCACACCCGCACAUUACAGUUCUCCCUUCCCAUGUUGAUGUAAAAACCCAGGCAACGUACCAGCUUCUUGACUCUGGAUUUAUUGGCUUGAUUUUUUCUUGUUUCAGUGAAGAUGUAAACAAGGUUGGAAGAAUUCAAGUAAUUGCUUUCCAGUCAUAUGAUGGGAGGCAGAAUCAGUUAUCAGGACCUAUACCUUUAUCUCUUGUAAAUAGAAGCCCUAUUAUCGAUAUCGAUUCAUCGCCAAGUUCUUCAGAGAAUUUAUCAAUAAGACAUGGUUACUUCAAGGCAGAGAGCUCUUUGUAG
Molecule: messenger RNA, 540 nt
Organism: Vigna angularis (adzuki bean)
Lineage: Eukaryota; Viridiplantae; Streptophyta; Magnoliopsida; Fabales; Fabaceae
Exons: 3
Coding region: 1-540 (179 amino acids)
Biological process (GO): double-strand break repair
Cellular component (GO): BRISC complex; BRCA1-A complex
Molecular function (GO): polyubiquitin modification-dependent protein binding; metallopeptidase activity
Source: RefSeq, a predicted model, not a curated record